GUUUGGGUAACAAGGUUGCCCUCACUAAACAAGGCGGAGGCGGCUUCAUUGCCUUGGUGCAUUUACCCACAAUCCCCCGCUUCGCCCUUAGUGAACAUGGCGGGGAUGAGCCUACUGAGGCCAGCGGCAGCUCUCUUCAGCCGCCUCCGUCUGCCGUCCCGGGGGCUGCUGGCAGGGAACAGCCUGCUCGGGAAACUACCCCAGGCCGGGAACGGUAAGACCCCGGGAGGGGGCAGAAUACGGGCAGGACAGGGGCAGCUGGCUGGGGCAGGGCGCAGUGACCUUCAUAGGCGGCGGGCAUACCUCUAUUAUUAUUAUUAUUAUAGCACAGAUACUCAGGUAUCCUGCCUGGAUAUUUUAUUUAAGUGUAAAUUGUCAGAAUUCAAAGUGAAUUUCAAGUUUGAGGCCAAAAUAGCCGAUUUUGGAAACAUUUUCAAACUCCAUUGUAAUCACAACUAUAUUGGGCUACUUUAAAUGUUACACUUUGGUGUUUAAUUUAUUGUAUUUCUUAUCACAUUCAUGUACCUAAUACACGGUUAAAAUACAGUGACAGGUCAUCCAAGGGCUUUGCUGCAGUAAGUGCAGGUUGCGUUGGACGUUGAUGUUGUCCCCCCAAUACAAUGUAUCCAGAUAAUGACAGAUCCCCCAGAUGUUGUGAAACUACAACUCCCAUGAUGCUUUGCAUGCCUUUUAGAAUGGACAGGGCAGAGCAUUAUGGGAGUUGUAGUUCUACAACAUCUGUGCAGCCAUGCACUAAAGUGUGAUUUGUCGGGUAAUCAAAAUUAAUUUAUAUUUUGAGGUCAAAGUGGAUAACUGGAAAAAAAAAAUAGCCAAGACAGCUAAGUUUUAAUUUAAGUUAUUUUGGUCCAAACUAUUAAAUCUGCUAUGAAUUCACAAUAAUUCACAGUUUUAGGAUUAAUGUAUAUUAGAAAAACCCCAAUAGUAAUACUAUUUAGGGUUUUUAAUGAGCGCGCUAUCAGUGUAAUAUAGUUGUAAAGUAUGAACUAAUGUGGUGUUAGAUCUGUGCUAGAUGUUUCCAGUUUUCAGGGUCUCUCCAGUUUGUGCUCUUCGUGAGGAACACAUAGGAGCGAUUGCCCUUCCCUGUAUAAUCUUGGACCAACGGGCACAUGUACUGCAGUCGUCCGGUAUCACAGAGAGCAAACUGAAGAGACACCGAAGGAGGAAAACUGGAAAAUUCCAGCACAGAUCUAACAACACAUCAGGUGCUCUGCUUAAUUUUAUUGGAAGGAUUCCUCAAUAUCCACAUACACAGGAUUAAAUUACAAAUAUAUCCGCACCUUUACCCACGACGACGUACCACCCAGAUAAAGAAACUAUUGUGCAGCAUCGAGACUCAUUUAAACUUGUAAGUCUGUUAAAGUCUGGAUGAAUGGCUCACCCCAUACUGCUCAGCUUAUGAAUAUGAAAAUAUAUACAAACUUCAUGGAUACAUGUUUGUCAUAUUUUAAUAAAAGGUCAUUCAAUAUAGUUGUCUCAUUUCCCUUUUUUGUGCUCAUUGGGUCAAAUCUACUAAACUACAGUCUUGGCAUUAAACCUGCAUGUCUCAGAAAGUAGAACAAAUUGACAGACAAUCAAGUGUAUCGCCUGGAAUUUAAAGUACAUUUCAUAUGCUAGACCAAAAUAGCCAAAUGGAAACAUAGCUGACUUGGGGAGUUUUUCCAGUUUUGGUUGUUAUGGCCUAAAAGUUUGAAUUCCCGACAGUACAUGCUUUUUAGAGAAUAACAUUAAAAUUGCUUUUAACGUUGAAAGCCUGUACUUGCACUUUAGCAAACAACUAUAUUUAGUCACGUCCUCUAUCAUAGACCUUAAUGGGUAUUUGUUCUGUUAGUUUAACAAACUCAUGUUAAUAGUAUAGCAACUUAUUUCAUUUUCAUUUUUUAUUUUUUAAUGGUCGCCCGGGUAUUGUAUCUAUUAUCGUGCAGGAGGAUGUUAAAAAUCUGGAAAUAAGCACCCAAUAUUUUUUAUUCUUCAGAGAACUUUAUCAGCUGCACCAGAAAAUUUACUUUUUUUUAUUAUCAUAAGCGCAGAGGGGGAACGUUAAUGUGCAUACACAGUGAGCACAAUGUGUGCGUUAGGCCUUGAAUCAAUGCUUUCCCUCUGUGAAGCUGCACAAAGUGCCUCUAGUGGCUGUCUUAACCCUGCAAUGUAAAUAUUGCAGUUUCUCUGAAACUGGAAUUUUUUAGAUUGCAAGUUUAAUGGCGCAGGGACACUUUGAGUGAGGUGUAUAGUUUAGCAAAAGAAAGUAAACAUUUGGCGCUCUGCAGGAUAGCUUACUCAUCAUGAUAAUGCCAGGCACUCAUGCGUACCUGAGCAUAUGCGUGAUCUAUAGCUCUUCGAACUCUUGUGGCAGGAUAUGAAUGCAAUUUCUGUAAAAAACAUUCUUUUUAGUUAACAUUGCUAUAAUUGGUAAAAGCAGAUGAGUUUAUAGAUUUGUUUUUCAUUUAUGAAUAUAAGGCUGUACAAGUAUAGCUUUAUUUACAGCAGAUGGUAUUAGCCAAUGUUGUUCUUUGUGCUGUUUUUGUCCUGCUGACAUUGUGUGUAACUUUGUAUAUAUAUAUAAUAUAAUAUAAUUUUUUAUUUUAUUUUUUUAAAUGUAGUGCCUGUGCGAUUUGGCAGCCAUGGGAAGAAACUGUUUGUAGUGGAGCCAUCCCAUUUCUAUGAUAGGAGGUUCAUGCGUUUAAUGGUAAGAAAAACAUACACCCAAGUGUAUUCUUUAUUUAGAUUUUCAUUUGUGAUGAUGUGCAACUCUUUGUUGUAUGUUCAUCAUUUUGUGUUCUGUAGAUUAGAUUAAUGCCAUUAUUGGUUGGAAAAGUUUUGGAGCUUUAUGUUGUAUGUUAAAGAUUUCCGGUAUAUAUAAAUGUUCUUUGAAUACACCACAGCACGUAUGGAUACUCAUCCAUUUCCCCCAUGAUACCAUGAGUGUGCAGUAGUACUUAGGCAUCUUUUUUUUUUUUUUUUCUCAUAAUUCAGCAAAUUACUUUAAUUGCAUUUUCCAAUUCCAGAAGAAUUGCACAACAUAAUGACAUAAAAUAAUAAUUACAACACAUAUUAAGAAUCUUGUGUAUAAUGUAAGCCAAAGUUUUAAAAUGUUUUUUAUGUAUCUUUAUGAUUGACAGUGAUGUUAAAAUAUUGUGUAACCUGUAGCUUAACUAUUGGAUUUGAGUGAGGAGGAAAUCAUUUUGAUGGCUGGUGCAGGAUUUAUUAUUGUGCAGCUGCAUUAGGAGAGUAAAUACAAUACAAAUAUAUAAAUAGCAUGUGUAGCCAAAAUGUAUUUCCACCACUAAUAGACCACAUGUCCCUUGCUUUGUCAAUCUCAUAACAUUGCUGCCUAUGGUGUGAUUGAAUUCAAAAUGAAUGAGCUUCUAGCUGUGCCAGAUUAGAGGCAAUUCAGACAAUAGUGUAUGGAAUAAAUAUUCGACGGCCAUUCAAAGUAUAGGAUUUGGACUUUAUCUUGCCUCCUUCCAUAUUAUUCUGGUCACGUUCAGACAGCAGUAAUAAUCUGUCAUAUUUAUGUUGUACUGAAUUACUGAUUGCUGUUUGUUUUGAUUUCUCGUUUAUUUUAUUCAAUAUUCAAUCAGCAUUAAACACAUUUAGAUAAGCACUGUUUAAAUGAUUACAUAAUAUAAUUUGGGAACAAUUUAUUAUAGAUUUCAUUGACUUUUUUUUUUUUUUUUUCUCCCCCAGAGAUUUUAUAUUUUACUAACAGCAGUACCCGCAGCAGCAUUUGUAACCUUUGUCAAUAUUUUCAUCGGUGAGUAUUUUGUAAAUCCUUCUGAUUGUUUACUUUCAUGUAGAAGCUAGGGAUUCUGAUAAUUCUCACAAGUCUUUGCUUCAGAGAGUUAGACAGAGACUCACUUUAAAAUAUUUAUACCCUCUUUCUUUUAAAAUGCUUUGGGCAAAUAUAACAAGCUCUUCAAGCAUCCAGUAGUUGCUAAUGAAUGCUACCAGCAGGUGGCAGCAAUUUGCCAAGAAUUGCACCUGUGUUUACCUUGGUAAUUAUGGCUUCAUGUCAAUACUGCCGAGUGCUUAAAGGGAUACUCCAGACACCCAGACCACUUCUGCCCAUUGGAGUGGUCUGGGUGCCAACUCCCACUACCCUUAACCCUGCAAAGUAAAUAUUGCAGUUUAUGAAAACUGCAAUAAUUACACUUGCAGGGUUAAGUCAUCCUCUAGUGGCUGUCUACCAGACAGCCACUAGAGGGACCUCCGUGUUCAUAGAACACGAAAAGUUUUAAAACCACACUGGACGUCCUCAUACUUUGUGAGGACCUCCAGCGUCGCCGAAAUCCCCAUAGGAAAGCAUUGUAUAAUUGUAUAAUGCUUUCCUAUGGGGAGGUCUAAUGCGCGCGCAGCCAUUGCCGCGCAUGCGCAUUAGGUCUCCCCUGCUGAGUGACGUCAGCGGGGGAGGAGCAUGGGCGGAGGCUGACCCAGCGCUGGUUUCCGGUAAGUAACUGAAGGGGUUUUAACCCCUUCAGCAACUUGGGGUGGGAGGGAGAGGGACUCUAGAAGGUCCUGCGGUGCCCUUUAAUCCUUCCUGCCAAUAGGGUGUGCUAUACUGACAGUAAGGUGGUGUAGCACGCAGUAACGAUCUGACUCUCCUUGCAGCCUGAACACUUACCCAUUGUACCAAUCAUUAUUGUGUUACCUGCCUGUCAACCCAGGCCCUUCCCCUUGCAGCCAAUCCAGCCUAAAAGAGUUAUUUGUGUAAUCGCAGUGAAUUGAUUUUGAAAUAUAUAAUACUAUAAUUUAUAACAGCCCAGCAGAAUGCUAGAGAGUUUAAUUUCCCAGGCUUAUAUUUGACCCUGUAACUUUGCAAAACUCCAUAAAACCUGAACAUGGAGGGCAUCUUUGUACUUGUGGGAUAUCACAGCCUGUGUCUGUAUUGCAGUAAAAGCCAACAGUAUUGACAUUCACAGUUUAAAUGCCAUGCAGAACUUGGAAAAUAAAAGCAUUGCGUAAUAUUUCACACGCUCUUAGAUUUCAUUCAUCUUAAAUUGCUUUAUAUAUAAUUAUUUUCCUCUGAACAAAAUUAUAUAUGAGAGAGGGGCACUUAAUAUGAAAGAGGAAAAUUAUGGUUAAAGAAACAUAUAUAGCAAAAAUUCUAGGUUUUGUUUUGGUAAAGAACGUGCCUCUGUAUUAAAGGGACACUGAAGUCACCCAGACCACUUUCAUUGAAAUGGUCUCAACAUUUAUUUCUUUGCCCCCAGAAAAACACUUUUUUUUGUUUUGUUUACAUAACGAAGUCUGCACAGUAAUGCAAGUUAUUAAAUAUUAAAGAUUAGAAAAAAUAUUACUGAUCUUGUCACACAAAUUAAAUAUGUGGAGAUAAAAAAAUAAAAGGUAAUUUAUGUGUAAAAUGACAAAAAUGCUUUGACAAAAUGGGAUUAUUUUGACAUUAGUUUGUGUACUUGCGUAUGUGACUCUUCUGUUAUUUUCCCUUAUUUGUCUUUGUGGGCUCUUUAAUCAUGCAGUUUUCUUUUUAUUCUUUGACAUAUUGUCCAGUUUACAUACUUUACAUGGUAUCUUAACAGGCGAAGCAGAACUUGCAGAAAUUCCUGAAGGUUAUACUCCAGAUCACUGGGAAUAUUACCAGGUAGAUCCUGCUACUUUUUUUUUUUUUUUUUCUUCUUCUUCUUCUUCUUCUUCUUCUUCUUCUUCUUCUUCUUAAUAUUGAUUUUUCAAUAAACAGAAUGAUACAGCAGGUAGGGAGAAAGGAAAUAAAUCACUCCUAGAAGGAAAUCAAAGACAAAUUAAAAUAUUGUACUCUAUUUUGACUGUACUUUAACCCCUUAAGGACACAUGACAUGUGUGACAUGUAAUGAUUCCCUUCUAUUCCAGAAGUUUGUUCCUUAAGGGGUUAAAGGAGUGCACAGGAUCCUCUUAAAAUAUCAGAUCAAGACGUGUGAUGAACUAAGCACAAUUAAAAUACCAGGAGUGCAGGUGGGAGAAAUGUUAAAGGCUAGGAAGGAAAUGGAUGGGGGGUGGAGGGGUGGCAACAAGGCCACUGUGGUCUUAAAAUAAGUAGAAUAAAAGGGAGAGUGGAAUUGUGGUACAACUAUUGUUCAAAAUGAUGGUGCUAAUCAUUGGCGUAUGCCACUUAACUUUAACACUUUAGUAGCUAUACCCAAAAAGAAAACAUACAUGUUUUCUUUGGGUGUAGACCUGCUGCCUGCAGCCUUUACACAGGAAGCCUCUUUCCCAGGCACAGACUUUGAAAUGGAAGGAUGAUAGGAGAACAGAGACGGUGUAUUCCUGAGUCCAUGUGAGGGAAAGCAGGAUGGGAGGAAUAGGGUUAAACAGAGAGUGGAGAGUCUAAGUAUCUAAAAACAAAAGUAGAAGAAUAAUUAAUGCUGUGAGAGUCUCAACCAGGAGUUUUCAACCAGAUUUUGUGAACUGGCCUUGGUGGUCAUGUAUUUGGGAGGUCACUUUAUCUCUGUCUAAAGCUUCCUAUUUUUUUCUUUCAGCAUCCAAUAACUCGAUGGAUUGCCCACCAUAUUACUGAAUCUCCUGAAUGCUCCUAUGAAAAAAUGAUGGCUUUAAUACAUACUGAGGCAGAGAAAGCAGAUCUACGGUAAAAAAGAACCUGUCUAUUUUGCAAUUUGCCCCAGAAUAGCACUUAUUAUUCUUAUCUUAUGCUAUGUUAAUUGAACUUUAAUCACACACAUGAGUCUGCUGCAGGCUAUUAACAGAGCAGAAUAUAAGAAAUUCUAAUUCAAACAAUUUUUUUCAUAUAGGGAAGCUAAAAACGACAGCUUUUUUUUUUUCAGGAAGUGUGUUUGGUGGCUGAGUUAGUCUCAGCCAGGGGAGGUGUAACUAGGGCUGCAUUUACAAAGUAAUUUAACUCCUAAAUGGCAGAUAAUUGAGCAGCAAGACUGUAGGGGCAUGAUCUAUACAACAAAACUGCUUCAUUAAGCUAAGGUUGUUUUGGAGCUUAGAGUGUCCCUUUUAAAAAAAAAAAUCACCCCUUAUGUGCAAUAUUUUAUUGUAAUGUUUAAAAGCUUUAUAGUUUUUUCAUAAAAAUGACUUGCAGACUGCUAUGCCAUAAUACCUAUCUAGUUAUGCCCCAUUACUCUAGAAAUAAACUUCAUUAUCAAAUGUAUGCACACAGAUAUGCCUCUGAUAGCACUGAAUGAUCUAAACUAAAAACCACCUGCAUUAGAAGGACACCUAGGAAGAAAUAUUAAAGAUGUCACUACCAAUUAAUGGUUUAUUUGACUGUCUGCAGCCAGGUUGUGAAUUAAAAGUAGCUCGACCAGUGUUAUUUGGGCAGAGAAACUUACUUAUAAUCCACUGCUAUGACUUGCUUCUAGCAAAGGAUACUACUCACUAGAGGUCAUCUGAUCCAAUCUAAUGUGCCUUCUAGAAAAGAACUGAACAAUGCUUCUCAUAUUUAAAACAUCAAAUUUAGUGCAAAUUUUAGCUGCUGUCAGCAUCACCAGGCUAUGUCAUGCUGUAACGUGAAGACUUUAGGAGGAUGUGCCUCUAGUGGGUGUCUCCCUGGCAGCCACAAGUGACAUACACUUGGAGAAAUGUAAACAUUGCCAUUUCUCAGAAACGGCGUUUUACAUUUUGCAAACCGCAUCUAUGCACAUUAAAAUGUAGUAAUUUUGGUACCAAGAUGGUCCCUUUAAAUGGACAAAUGCAUUGGAGAUACAACCUGCUCUGAGUUAUUAUACUGAUAACUUGUCCACCCGCCUAAUUAGUAAAUUAUCAUAAGCCAAACUCCUGACAAGCAGAUUGUAGAGGUUCAGUUGUUAAUCCAUGAAAUAUCCAUAAAUAUACCCUGUUUAACUAUAUUUUUGGAAAAAUUUACUAGCUAUUUUUCUGAUAUAAUUAUAUGUAUUAAACUUUUUCAACAGGUUGAAACAAACAGAAGCACGUCGCUUGAUGAGACAGAGAGGAGAUGGUCCUUGGUAUUACUAUGAAACACUUGAUAAAAACCUUAUCGAUUAUGGACACAGGGAGACCCCUGAUGAUUAGGGUCUGUUGGCAUUCAGGAACAUUUUGAAUCUUUGUAACCACAAUAACUUAUGCCCUGUAUUUGUUUCAAACAAUAAAGUUUAUUUCAAUACAUUGGCAAAGUCUUCAAA
Messenger RNA from Pelobates cultripes (western spadefoot toad), 8111 nucleotides. Lineage: Eukaryota; Metazoa; Chordata; Amphibia; Anura; Pelobatidae. The record is from the annotation of a GenBank genome assembly.